This is a messenger RNA of Coturnix japonica (Japanese quail), 3605 nucleotides long. It is a transcript of the gene ARHGAP24, whose product is annotated as Rho GTPase activating protein 24. Gene Ontology annotation, molecular function: GTPase activator activity. Gene Ontology annotation, biological process: wound healing, spreading of epidermal cells; negative regulation of ruffle assembly; negative regulation of Rac protein signal transduction. Gene Ontology annotation, cellular component: focal adhesion. The record is from RefSeq and is a predicted model, not a curated record. NCBI's taxonomy places the organism in Eukaryota, Metazoa, Chordata, Aves, Galliformes, Phasianidae.
UUUGUUUUGUUUUUGUAUUGAAGAGCAAUGGGGAACUGUGGAAAAAAAUCUGGCAUGGAAAAGCAGUGUAAAUGAGGGAGGGCAUGCAAUGCCUGUUUGCACUUGAAAUUCCUCUCCUGAUUAGACGUAGAAAGGCAAUUUUUGCAGAAGGGAAAGGCCUGAGCUCGAACUGCAGAGCCUGCAGCCACGGGGGAGGGAGGAGGCGAGGAGUGCAGCGCUCGGGUCUGGCAGCUCCUGCGGAGCCAGGACGCAAGCUGCCGCUGCCUCGAGUCAGCCCAAAGUCAUCCGGCAGAGCAGGGAGCUGCGCUGCAGUACAGCCCUCCUCCCCGCACCUGCUGCACGCAGCGGCGCUGGCUGCCAUCGCCUGGCGUGGGAGCAGGAGGCAGAGUGGAGCAUCCCCGCGUGUAGGCACGUCUUCCUCGCAGCAGCACGGGGUCUUGCUGGCAAGGAUGUACUCAUGCCGCAUCUGACGUCCUUCUCCCACGAGAGCUCCUGGUGGUUCGAAGGCGAGCGAGUAAGGAGCCCACGCCGACGUCAGGGAUAUAAAAGGCGCUUGGAGAGGAAUCCGUGAUGGACAGAGAGCCUUUAAGGCGAAGGGGCCACUAUUUCUGCUCCUCAGCUGCAGGGCUUGUAGGAGCCACCGAGGAGCAUUGCGUCCCAGAGGACCCUUCAGUGGCCUUUCGGGUAUUAUUCUCCCCUUUCUCCUUGCACAUCGCAGAGCACUGACCUUGUCCUGUGAAUCUGGAGUCUCUGCCUCCCGUUCUGGCCAGGAGGAAGGAAUCUUUCUGCAUCUCUCUGUACCGGCACUUCAGUCUGAAUGGAAGAUAGAUCUUUCUGCUGAAACUCUUUUGUUGUGACAUUGUAUAAGAGACGGUUGUCUCACCGCAGGAAAUAAACGAAAGGAAACAGAGAGACGGAAGGAAAUUGUUCCCCAAAGCCAAACUGAAGCGGGGAAGUGAACAUUAAAAUUACUUCAGGCUCUCUCUGGCAGCGAGAAGACUGUUCAUCUCUGGCUGCAGAGGAAAAUGCACUGCUUCAAAACUCCUCAGCAGUCAGUGAGGAUGAGCAGUCGCGUUGUUUCUGGAUGCAGCUGCUAAAGGAGAUCUCUGCAGGGCCGUGGGGCUCCGGCCUGUAUGAUGCCUGAAGACAGAAAUGCCGGAGUCCGCAGCCCUGGUGCCUUAGCGGCACCUCCUUUCCUCCCUAAAACUACUUACAGGAAAAUUAAGCGGUGCUUUAGUUUCCGUAAAGGUAUUUUUGGCCAGAAGCUAGAAGACACUGUCCGGUACGAGAAGCGAUAUGGGAACCGCCUGGCUCCCAUGCUGGUGGAGCAGUGUGUGGAUUUCAUCCGACAGCGGGGGCUGAAGGAAGAAGGCCUCUUCCGACUGCCUGGGCAGGCUAAUCUUGUCAAGGAGCUCCAGGAUGCAUUUGACUGUGGAGAGAAGCCUUCUUUUGACAGCAAUACAGAUGUGCACACGGUGGCAUCACUGCUGAAGUUGUACCUAAGGGAACUCCCAGAGCCAGUCAUACCGUAUGCAAAAUAUGAAGAUUUUCUUUCCUGUGCCAAAAUGCUCAGCAAGGAAGAAGAAAUGGGCCUGAUAGAAUUGGUGAAGCAAGUGAAGAGCCUGCCGGUUGUCAAUUAUAAUCUGCUGAAAUACAUCUGUAGAUUCCUGGAUGAAGUCCAGUCUUAUUCAGGCGUAAACAAAAUGAGCGUGCAAAAUCUGGCUACUGUUUUUGGCCCCAACAUUCUCCGCCCUAAAGUGGAAGAUCCUUUGACUAUCAUGGAGGGUACAGUAGUAGUCCAGCAGUUAAUGUCAGUGAUGAUAAGCAAACAUGAAGAGCUGUUUCCCAAGGAUACAGACCCUGAGGUGGGACCCGAGGUGUGCAACAAUAACAAUGAAAUGCCAAAGAAAGGAACUGUUGGACAGCUACAAAACAAAGAGAACAAUAACACAAAGGAGACAGCAGUGAGGCGCUGCUCUUGGGACAAACCUGAGUCUCCCCAAAGGGGAAGCAUGGACAGUGAGUCUCCAACUGCGCUGCCAGGCAGCAAGACCAAUAGCCCCAGGAACAGUGUCCAGAAAUUAGAUGUCACCAGAAGCCCACCACUCAUGGUGAAAAAAAAUCCUGCUUUUAAUAAAGGCAGUGGCAUAGUCACCAAUGGGUCAUUCAGUAGCUCUGUGGAGAGCCAUGAGAAGAGCCAGACCGUACCAAACUGCACCCUGCAAGCCAGGAGAACAUCUUCCCUGAAAGGAUCGGUGACUAAGAUGGGCACACAAAGCAUGCAGAAUGGAGGUGUGAGGAUGGGAGUUUCUAGCACCGAUGGGCUCACCAACACCCUCAAUAACCGAAGCCCGGGCUGGGCACCCAAUGGCAGUGUCACGAUGAGGGACAACAAGCAGAAGGAGUCAGUGAGUGAGUCGGGUCAGCAUAACAGGCUCUCCACCUAUGACAAUGUCCACCAGCAAUUCUCCUCGGUGAAUUCUGAUGACAAACAGAGUGUGGACAGUGCUACUUGGUCAACAUCCUCCUGUGAAAUAUCCCUCCCUGAGCACUCUAACUCCUGUCGUUCAUCCACCACCACCUGCCCUGAGCAGGACUUCUUUGCGGGUAACUUUGAAGACUCUGUGCUGGAUGGACCACCACAGGAAGACCUCUCUAACACGGGUGACUAUGAGAACAAAAGUGACCGAAGGAGCGUGGGGGGCCACAGCAGCAGAGCCACCAGCAGCAGUGAUAACAGUGAAACGUUCGUUGCCAACAGUACUAACAAUCAUAGUGCUCUGCAUAGCCUGGUGUCCAGCUUGAAGCAAGAGAUGGCCAAACAAAAACUCGAGUAUGAGACAAGGAUAAAAAGCUUGGAACAGAGAAAUCUCACCCUGGAGACAGAGAUGAUAGCCCUGCAUGAAGAGCUGGAUCAAGAGCGGAAGAAGUUCACAAUGGUAGAAAUCAAAAUGCGUAAUGCAGAACGGGCCAAAGAGGAUGCAGAGAAGAGGAACGACAUGCUGCAGAAGGAAAUGGAGCAGUUUUUCUCUACUUUUGGAGAACUGACAGUGGAGCCUCGCCGACCAGAAAGGGGCAACACCAUCUGGAUCCAGUGAGCAUUGGAGGCUUUGACUGGGGGACUCUGGGGAAAGGCUUAGGGGUAUUAUACUGCAUCAGGUGGCUGGUCACCUGUCUGUCUGAGGCUAGCACUCAACAUAAUGUUAUAGACUCUUGAAGGAAGAAGUCUUACAUAUGUUAACCACUCAUAUCUUCAGUGUGUACUUAUCGAGUCAUACUCUUUGGAUGCUUCAUGAGACUACUGUCAAGUGUUACAACUGGAUAUGUGUAUAUAAAUUUAAAAAACAACAAAAAAAACCAAAACAUCUUAGAGAGUGAGAGAUGUAUCUCAAGAAAUAUUUUAAUUCAAGUCUUGUAUUUAAACUGGUAAAUUGAAAUGUUGUUGCAAUCAAGCUUUAUAUCGAGGCUUUUCUCCCUUGCACUUAACAUAAUAAGCUAUUUUUGGCAUUGUGUUACCAUCCGCUUAUUUUGUAUAUCAAAUGUUGUUUUUUUGUUUUGUUACCCCCUCUUGCCGGGGAGUGAAGAUAAACAGAUACGUAAAGGUA